Molecule: messenger RNA, 2407 nt
Organism: Thalassophryne amazonica
Lineage: Eukaryota; Metazoa; Chordata; Actinopteri; Batrachoidiformes; Batrachoididae
Gene: aamp
Product: angio-associated, migratory cell protein
Exons: 11
Coding region: 168-1421 (417 amino acids)
Cellular component (GO): cytosol
Molecular function (GO): protein binding
Source: RefSeq, a predicted model, not a curated record
AACUUGUUCGGUCUGUUUUGACAUUUUAAAAGUUUCCUAUUUUGGAAAAAGUCCCAAGUGCGACGUUUGGCAGCGAAAUUAGUUUUAGCGGUGUUUCGAAGCUGUAAGUUGCGCACACUGAGGUAGGCGGCUGUUUUCGUUCUGGUUAGUUUUUAGCUGCUAGCAGCAUGGAACAUACGGAGGAAAAUGAGAUCCAGCUUCACGGGGAUGAGGAAAUUAUUGAAGUCAUCGACCUAAACGAGACAGAACCUGCUCCUGAUGAUCUGGCUGAAGACUUGGAGGACGUAGACUUUGAAGAUCCUGCGAAUGAAGAGGACAAUGAAGGCUGGGAGACAGAGGAUGAAAUGGAAGCAGAGGCAAAGCAAGAUGACAGCGAGCUCACCUUCUCCAAGCACACCGGGUCUGUGUUUUGUGUGAGCUUAGAUCCAACAACAAACAGCUUGGCUGUAACAGGAGGAGAGGAUGACAAGGCCUACGUGUGGAGACUGAGCGACGGAGAGGUUCUGCUCGAGUGCACCGGACACAAAGACUCAGUGACGUGCGCUGUGUUCAGCCAUGACUCCUGCCUGGUGGCAUCAGGUGACAUGAGUGGCAUGAUUAAGGUUUGGAAAGUCCAAACCAAAGAUGAGAUCUGGUCAUUUGAAGUGGGAGAUCUGGAGUGGCUGGAAUGGCAUCCCUGUGCUCCGGUGCUGCUGGCAGGAACAGAUGAUGGUAACGUGUGGAUGUGGAAGAUCCCUGCAGGUGACUGUAAAACUUUCCAGAGUCCUGGAUGCCAGGCAGCCUGUGGCAAAAUUCUCCCUGACGGGAAAAGAGCUGUGGUGGGCUAUGAGGAUGGGACCGUACGCUUGUGGGAUUUGAAACAAGGCAACGCCAUCCAUGUUAUUAAAGGUCAAGAUGGGCACCAGGGGGCGCUGACCUGCCUGGCAUCCAACAAGGAUGGUUCUUUGCUUCUGACAGGGUCAGUGGACGGCUAUGCCAAGCUUAUCAACACCACCACAGGCAAGGUGGUUGGUGUGUUCUCUGUGGAAGGAGGCAAAGCCAAAAACUCCAAAGAUGAUGAAGAAUCCAACUCUGUUGAGUCGGUGGGAUUCUGCAACAUCCUGCCGCUGAUGGCUGUGGCUUACCUGGAUGGGACACUGGCCAUAUAUGACCUCUCCACACAGGUCUUGAGGCACCAGUGUCAGCACAAGGCUGGCAUCGUUCACCUGAGGUGGGAAGAAUCUUCCUCUGUCGUUUCUACUUGUAGUUUAGACGGAGCGCUGCGACUGUGGGAUGCCCGCUCAGGCAACAUGGUAUCCGAGUACUGCGGCCAUACUGCAGAAAUCCUUGACUUCACCAUCAACAGGGAAGCAUCUGUUGCUGUAACUGCUUCAGGUGACAACCAGGCCAAAGUCUUCUGCCUCCAAAGACCUGAUCGGUAAACGGCGUGGACAGAAACACACAAUGGGGGAGCGGAGCCUCUCCUGGAAAAAUAUUUCGCACAGAGACAUUUGAUAAGAACUUGUAUUCUGACAUCAGAAAGCCUGUUUCUCCUCAGGAUUCUAUCAGACCUGUUCCAGUAGGAUUGUAGCAUUCAUUGAUGAAAAUGUACACCACUGUGGAAAGGUUUUAGGCAGCCUUGAGUUUUGAUUAAAAAAAAAAAACGGGGGUUCUCCCCCCUGUCCUUGAUAGGUUCAGAGGAAAUCUCAUUUGAAAUGGCCAGACAUUCCUAUUGCAGCAAAAAUCACUUUUUGUGUGUGUUUGAUUUAAGAAACAAAUCAAAUAUCAAGUUAGAUACCUCAUAAAAAAAUAAAAUAAAAGGUCUUUGUUGGUAUACUGUCUGCUACAUGACAACACGAAGGUGGCUACAGACUGUCACUGACCGUUACAGGGAUUAUGAAACCCUCAUUAAAUACGUCCUUGCACAAGCAAUUAUGUGAUUCAGUCACUAAAGGAAAUGUUGUAGUUUUUUUUAUUUAUAUUUCUUUAUUGAUAUUAGCUUUGUCAAGAAGGUCAUGGGGUUGCUUCCCACCUGGGCCUUUCCAUGUGGAGUUUGCAUGUUCUGCCCCUGUUUGCAUGGGCUCCGGUUAGGUAAAUUGAUAAAUUUAAGAUGACCGUGUGUGUAGCCCUGCAAUAGACUGGCGUCCUAUCCAGGGUGUACCCUGCCUCACACCCCAUGACCGCCCCCCAUGACCCUUGAUUUGAGUAAGAGGGUAUAGACAAUGAACAAAUGAAUAUUAGCUUUGUAGUCAUUCUCAUAUUUUUAUUAUGCCUAAAACCUUUUCACAGCACUAUAUGGAUUCAUCAACCCUUCAUUUUUACAGAUUAUAUUGGAAUCAACAGAGACUCGAGGUAUGCCUGAUGCAGAUGAACAGAUUUGAGCUGUUCUUUAAUGAUUUGUAGUGUAUUUUAUAAAUGACUGAAGAGA